ACGGCGCUGCCCGGUGCCCGGUGUGCCCGCAGCCCCGUGUGCCCGGGGGCGGUGGUGCCCGCAGCCCCGUGUGCCCGCAGCCCGGCGGUGCCCGGAGCCCGGCGGUGCUGCAGCCCCGUGUGCCCGCAGCCCGGCGUGCCCAGGCAGCGGGAGCCGGGGGCGGGACAGGGGCCCGGGGCAGCGGGGCGGCCCCUCGUGCGCCGCGGGGUCCCUGGAUGUCCCGGGGCGCUGGGGAGGGCCGGGCCGGGGGUUCUGUGGGAACUCGUGGUUCUCUUCUGCGGAGCUGCUCUGCCUGAGCCUCUCGGCGGUGACGGCGCUCGGAGCCCCUGAUGUGUUUCUGCCUCUGCACUCAGCAGGUGUCGCUCCUUUAUUUGAAGUCUGCCAGUAGAUGGGUCACUUCUGUAUCAAACCUCGCUUGUUUGAUUCACGGCUGCGCUUCCCCUGUCUGAUCUCUACAAAAACGUGUGACCCUCCAGCUCCGCUCUGCACGACAGCAUUCAUCUCUGAAGAGUGAGACCUCCUUGUGAAAAGUGCUUUUUCUGGAAGCAAUGUUCUAAGAAUGUCAUCAGGCAUCCAAAUAAAAACAAAGUCUGCAGCCCAGAAAAGCAAGACAUGUUCUCCAGAAUCACAGCCAAAGCCUAGUGCUAAGCUGAAUCCUAAAACUAUUGAUCCAGUACGUUUUCGUGCUUAUUCUCAACCAUCAUCUGCAUUUGCUGCUACAUAUGCUAGAGGUGGCAUUCCGUGCAGGUUAGUGCAUGGAUCAGUAAAACACAAACUUCAGUGGGAAUGCCCUCCUGAAACUCUUCCCUUUGAUCCUCUUCUUUUAACAUUGGCAGAGGGACUAAGAGAGACAAAACAUCCCUAUACUUUUGUUUCCAAGGAGGGUUUUAAAGAAUUACUUCUGGUAGAAGGUGCUGCUGAAAAAGCUAUUCCCUUGUUGCCUCGUCUAGUUCCAGUCUUAAAGGCUGCAUUGGCCCAUGCGGAUGAUGAAGUAUUUGGAAGAGGAUUGGAUGCUUUAGUGCAAUUGAGUGCUGUUGUUGGUCCAUCUCUUAAUGAUCAUCUUAAACUUCUACUCACAAAUCUUUUAAAGAGAUUAAUGGACAAGAAACAUAGAGAAGAAGUUACUGUUGCUUUACAAAAGUUGGAGCACUGUGGAGGAAAGGCAACUGUGGCGAUUAUCAAAUCUAAAAUUCCAACCUAUUGUUCUAUCUACUCUUGAACAAGGAAACUGUAGUGAUUUAUACUGUAAAGUGAAGUUUGGAAAGAAACUGUAAAUAUCACUGACACUUAUUUGGGGUAUGAUAUGUUCUCUUAAAAUAAUAAUUAUUCCUCAGUAUGUUGGAGAGCAGGAGUCCUAUCAGCUUGUGAAUAUGUAAUUAUGGAAGACUUUUCUUUGUAUAUUUGUAUAUGCAUUUGUCUUACAGUGACACUGAUUAAUGUGCAUUAUUUCAAGAGCAGAAUAAAUAUUGAUUCUUAUUUAGUUUUUAAUUACAAUUUCAUUUAUUAUAUCUGCAGUACUUAAUAUGUUGUGUAUAUUUGUGUGAUGCAAAAUAAUUUUGUUUUAAUUACUUAAAUAAAAUCUAACUUGGUGCUAAAUUACAUCUGUAUAGCUGUUUUUGAAAUACUUCUUUGUGACACAGCACAGAUGGACACGUUUAGGUUCAUUUGGACUAGGUUAGACACAGAACUGUGAGCCCUCUCAGACUUUUUCAGAGUCAGCUUUUAAAGGCAUGAAGCUGAGCCCAGUAAACAGGCAGCAUGUGGUCCAAAGCUGAACUUGCUCAGUGCAUUCUCAGCAUGUUGUUUUGA
Passer montanus (Eurasian tree sparrow) is the source of this 1809-nucleotide messenger RNA. It is a transcript of the gene PACRGL, whose product is annotated as parkin coregulated like. NCBI's taxonomy places the organism in Eukaryota, Metazoa, Chordata, Aves, Passeriformes, Passeridae. The record is from RefSeq and is a predicted model, not a curated record. The coding region runs from base 560 to 1219 and encodes 219 amino acids. The transcript has 9 exons.